AAAAAAAGAAAAUUUUACACCUGUUUAAUCCUCCAAUCGAUAGAAUGGGCCAAAGACACAACAGGCGCCGUUCUCGAUUAAGACCAAACCGCAAUCGCAACAUCGAUACCAUCGAUUCUCCGAUCGACAGUGAUCCCUUCUCGCAAUCUCCCGCCCCGACCUGGCAUUAUGGAUCUGUGAAUUGGACGCGCGAUCACCCACUGCGGCUUGAAACGGAGCAGUGCCGACUCUUUGGUGGUGAACCCGAGGGCGAUGUUGGUAUUUGUUAUCGCAUGUUGGAAUACUUUGGCGGUCUCGACUACAUCAAUUCUUCACAGUCGAGACUCCCCGGAUGAUUGAACGAAAAAGUUAAAAGUUAUGCGCUUUUGUCUUCACGAUGUCCUGAUUUCGUCCUUCGAUUUAUG
This is a messenger RNA of Aspergillus ruber CBS 135680, 404 nucleotides long. RefSeq lists its product as uncharacterized. The transcript is spliced from 2 exons. The record is from RefSeq and is a predicted model, not a curated record. Bases 45 to 335 code for a protein of 96 amino acids. Lineage: Eukaryota; Fungi; Ascomycota; Eurotiomycetes; Eurotiales; Aspergillaceae.